AUGGCCAGCACCACAGACGCCUUCACGGAGAUAUUGAUAAAGACCCGAAUGAAGGAGCAGAACGACAAGAAAAGACACCGUCUCGUCGUAUCAUCAAGCGAAGAGAAGCAAGGAAGUAGCAUCGAGGGUAUUGCCAAAACCGAGGAAGAUACUAGCUCCGAGGAGGUUGUCAUUAUCGUGGAACUUGACCCAGAGCUGAACCCGGAUUUUGCGCUCCUCAUGGUACUACUUUGCCAAAGAGCUAAUGAUCUACAUAUGUGCUUCAACUCCAAAUGGUGGAUGCAUAUUGUUACGAUUUCAAAUGAGGACUUUGAUCAGCGCAUACAAAGGCUUUGUCUGCGGCGGGAUCCGGGAUCAGGCCACUGGUGCUUGCCACGGUAUAACAGGUAUAUACUGGAGUGGUCUCGUCAUGGUACCGUCGUGGACACAUCGCUAAAGACGAUGGUGGCUUCGUCCAGCGGAAGGAUUAG
This is a messenger RNA of Clonostachys byssicola, 470 nucleotides long. The record is from the annotation of a GenBank genome assembly. NCBI's taxonomy places the organism in Eukaryota, Fungi, Ascomycota, Sordariomycetes, Hypocreales, Bionectriaceae.